This is a messenger RNA of Mycena citricolor, 688 nucleotides long. Lineage: Eukaryota; Fungi; Basidiomycota; Agaricomycetes; Agaricales; Mycenaceae. The record is from the annotation of a GenBank genome assembly.
UUCACUCUCACGCGAGGCCUCUGUAUGGCCUCGAAGACACCCCUACAUCUUAGGGUUUCCAACAACAAAGCAUACCUCUGGGAUGUCGAUGAUAUUGCUGUAGUCCGAAACGUCCAUCGCAUCUGCGGUGUCCUCAGUGGAACUCUUCCACAUCUGAGCCAACAGAAUGUUUUCUUGGGGGUCCCUCUGGUCCUUCUAGCGGAAGAGGUGGUUCUACUUGUAGAAAAUGAGGCGGCUGUUCUCGUGGACGAUCCCAAGGCGCACUCAGAUCCGUCUCCGUCCGAUCUGCAGCGCUGGAGCGCCCGAGAGAAAUCUUUGGCUGAACAACAGAUUAACCAGGCCUCACAAGUUCAGAAGGAUCCUACAACGCUCAGCAUGUCCGAUGCCGCCCUCAAGAAACGAAAAGAUCGAGAAGCAAAAAGGGCGGCCGCAGCAGAAGCAGGGGCAGCGGAUCCGUUGAUGAGUAUCACAUCUGAGGUCGCUCCCUCAAGUGCGGUUGCUGCUCAACCCGCAGGCUCAUCCCCAUCCGCGAAUGAUUCGCAAUACACAGUUGUGAUCCCAGCUGAUUCAACAGAAUUCGAAUGGUACAACGACAAGCACUCCGUCUUUACGACUAUCGAAGCAGCAAAGGGGCAGGGAUCUGGGAGUAUCCAUCCACCCUUUACGAAAGAGCCAAAUGCGGUGUAUU